AUGCUGAAUGCUAGUCAUGUUCGCCGACUUGGUCUUCUAGUCUAUGCAUCUGUAGAGGUCGCAACCGCGAGAAUGGGAAGCGCACAUAUUACUUACUUUAGACAUAUCGAAGCACUUUACAGUAAUUGUUUGCGUUGGCACGGGAACAAGCCAAUUAGACCAGUGUUUCAUGGGAGCAACAGUGCUGAAAAGAACCAAGUACAAGUGUGUUAUAUUCGGCAGCUGCACUCGUCGGUCAUACUUCCAUUAGGUCAUACCCUCAUCUACCCAGCUUGUCCCUACUACCUGUGCUCCAUCAAUCCUCCCGGCCUGACCGGACAAACUAUUUUACCUUACUGGAUCUACGAAACUUCGGAUUUUGGCCUUUACAAGAACGAGACGGUGCAGGUUCGCGGCAACGCGGCGACGGAAGGUAUGUGCCGCGCCGAGGAGGCUUUGCACCAUGCGAUCAAUGAGCAUGGUGUUGGUGGUCGGCCAUACAUAAGAGCAAAGCCGGCGCAGAAAAAGCACAUCAUAGCUGAAGCAAAAUGCGUGGAGUGCAAGCGAAAAGGGGCAGCUGGCUUCAUCAGCUUUUGUCGCGUAGUCAAAUGUCAAGUGUCCAAUCCAGUUCGUAUUCCGCACACCAGGUCGGCUGACAAUCCCCUGUCCAUGAUCACCACAGGGAAAAAUAAACGCCGCAGCAGGGUACAGAGUAUGUAA
Molecule: messenger RNA, 699 nt
Organism: Bipolaris sorokiniana ND90Pr
Lineage: Eukaryota; Fungi; Ascomycota; Dothideomycetes; Pleosporales; Pleosporaceae
Exons: 2
Coding region: 1-699 (232 amino acids)
Source: RefSeq, a predicted model, not a curated record